CCGGGCUCAGCCUGAGGCCUGAGACCCGGGCCGACCCACGGGAGCCGGGAGGGGUCGGACACGAGUAGCAGAGCGCGGGGAGAACCUCUGCGCUCCCAGCCCACCGCCGAGGUCGCGGCACCCCUAUCACGUACCUAGCCUCUCAGGCCCCGGCCUGUCCUCGGUACCGCCACAUCACGCCUAAUAUGGCCGCUUGUGCUGGGACCGGCCCGGUGCACAGAGAGCCGGGCCGAGGUCCGAGGCCAGGUAUCAUGGCCCACGCCUUGAUUGAGGUGGAGCGAAAGUUCAUUCCUGGGCCUGGCACAGAGAAGCAGCUGCAGGAGUUGGGGGGCAUCUUAGAGCACCAGGUCACCUUCUGGGACAGAUACUAUGACACGCCUGAGCUGAGCCUCAUGCGGGCUGACUACUGGCUGCGGCAGCGAGAGGGUAGUGGAUGGGAGCUCAAAUGUCCUGGAACAGCAGGUGUCUCAGGACCCCACCAGGAGUAUGUGGAACUCACAGUUGAGCCUGCAGUUGUGGCCCAGCUCUGUGAGGUGCUGGGGAUUGAGGUCCUGGGGGCAGGAGGUGUGGCAGCUGUGCUGGGCCCACUGGGGCUGCAGGAAGUAGCUAGUUUUGUGACUAAGCGUAGUGCCUGGAAGUUGGUGCUCUCUGGAACUGAUGAAGAGGAGCCUCCGCUCAGGGUGGACCUGGAUACAGCGGACUUUGGCUACACCGUGGGUGAGGUAGAGGCCCUGGUGCACGAGGAGGCUGAAGUCCCAGUUGCCGUGGAGAAGAUCCACAGUGUCUGCAGCAUGCUUGGUGUGCCCGUACAGGAGACAGCACCUGCCAAGCUGAUGGUAUACCUACAGCGUUUCCAGCCUCAGGACUAUCAGCGCCUGCUACAAGUACACAGACUCAGAGAGAAGCCACAGGGGACUAAGGAUCCUGAAGGCAACUUGGGCUAGGGUGUCACUUCCUCAACAGGGAAGAGUCUGAGUCUAACAGGGUUCCCUCCUGGGCUCACUAUGCCUCUUCCCCUGGCCUCCUUCUCACACUGACUCCCCUCUCUCCAGCCCUUCCUGUUCUUUCACCUUACCCUCAGCUAUCCUUCCUUGAGCCCUCCCUGGCUGCCUCCUUUCCCUCAUCCGUCAGAUGCAAUCUGUGGGCCGCCCCUCUCCCCUGGCCGCUAAGCAGCCUCCAUUGAUUUCCGCUCGUGUUUAUAGGAUUUCCACUUAGCUGUGAUCAGUAGUUAAGCACAGGAAAAUCCCUUGCCACCCCCCUCCCUUGGUCGAUGCCAUUGAUUCUGCCAGCGGCUCCUAAACCGCCUUACAGCUGAGUUAGAGAUGAGGGGAGGGAUUUCCCUGCCUUGGGGUGUGGGAAAUAGCAGCAGGUUGGGGAAGUGGGUGAGAAUCUGUCAGAAAUCUAGAAGUUCUGGUUUUACUUUUCGCUCCUGCGCCCUACUCUGGCCCAGAUGGUAGAGUGUCUCCUAUGGAGGUUUAGAGGCAAAUUUGCUCCCCAUCCUGGAAGGGGUAGAAAGAAAAGUCCUCAAUUGUUCAAACAGGUUCCUAAGGCUCAAAGGAAGAUACAUACUUUAGUUUUUGGAUAAGAAAACUCUUCCCUUCUAUGAUUCAUAAACACUUUCUAUCUCAAAUAUACCCAAAUAUGGCUUUUGCCCCUCAGGCUUUAUUGGGCUUUCAUUAUUGGGAAGGCAGGCCCCCACAGUUUUUGCAGAGGCAAGCACAGGCCCAGAGCACCACCUGCUGGUAGCCAAUCACCAGGCUCCAAGUGGCUGGGACCCUGGGGGGGUUCAGGACACAGGAGGAUUUCAGACCGUGAGUGGAGGUUGAGUUACUGCCAUGUCUCCACAGGCAAGUUGUUCACCUCAAAGAUCUCCUGCACCGACUGGCCAAAGUGGUUGUAGGUAAGGCGCAGCUUUAGCCUCAAGGGGGCCUAGGAGUAUGAGAGUGGAGACCAAGGUUAGCACCUGUGAUUUGUACUGUCCCUGGGCCUUAUCAACAGGAAGGGGUUGUGGGUGGGUGCUCUUGAGCUCACCUUGUUAGGAUUGAGGAUUCUGAGGAGCUGGGUCACUGGAAGGCCACCCUGAGCUGGAAGUGUGUCCCCACUGGGGGCCUGUAGCUGCAGCUGGAAACUCUGAACACAGGAGAUUGGGCAGAGCACAGUAAGGCAGCUAGCUGGGCUCAGGCAACCCCUCCACACCCGAGAGUCUCAAACCCUCUUCCCAUAACUUCCCAAGUGCUUGUCCCUGCAUUGUCAUUUCCUUCUCGUUCUUCCUCCCACCCACCCCCUCUACUUAGCCUUUU
Messenger RNA from Acinonyx jubatus (cheetah), 2300 nucleotides. It is a transcript of the gene THTPA, whose product is annotated as thiamine triphosphatase. NCBI's taxonomy places the organism in Eukaryota, Metazoa, Chordata, Mammalia, Carnivora, Felidae. Gene Ontology annotation, molecular function: thiamine triphosphate phosphatase activity; magnesium ion binding. The record is from RefSeq and is a predicted model, not a curated record. The transcript is spliced from 3 exons. Gene Ontology annotation, biological process: thiamine metabolic process; dephosphorylation; thiamine diphosphate metabolic process. The coding region runs from base 186 to 944 and encodes 252 amino acids.